AUGUCCACGCCCGACAAUGCACAUGACACCCUUUUCGGAAGCGAGCCUGGCCAAAUACCAGACGCUGUGUCCGGGAUUCCACACUGUGAAGAUCCGUCUAGGUCAACCGAGUUAGAGACCAAGUAUAAGACCGUCGUCGCGUGGUAUGCGCGUAAGGCUCAGCAGGCGGUUUCCCAACCUCCGGCAAAGCGGAGGAAGAUGGCAGCACCAUCAUGUGAUAUCUGUCACUUGGCGCUACCACGUCCAUUCGUAUGCCUCUCUUGCUCCUUCGCAGGAUGUUGGGCAGGGGAGCACAUUACUUCUCACCUCGCUGACUCCCGCCACCCGUUCUGUGUUGACACGAAGUCAGGCUCUCUGUUUUGUUCGCAGUGCAAUAAUUUUGUCUACAAUGUCAUGUUCGAAGACUUGUACCUGUCCACGAUACUUCUGGUGGAGGAACAGCAGACGCGUUUUCAGGUAUCUAAGCGGACACGCGAACCGUACCAGCCAUGGGCACCAAACAACGAGGAGGCAGCUUUCCUAAAAAAUACCACCGUCCUCCCAUGCCAAGGCUGUCGUGGUCUACUAAAUCUUGGACAGACCUGCUUUCUCAAUGUUAUCCUCCAAUCGUUCAUUUACAACCCUCUCCUCCGCAACUUCUUUCUCGGAGAUCGGCAUAAUAGCCGACUUUGCAAGCAUACGGAUUGUACUUGCUGCGAGAUGGACGGUUUAUUUACAGAAAUUUAUUCAUCCUCUACAACACCUUUCGGCCCGACCUCAUUCCUCGCUACAACAUGGAAAGUAUCAGCCGAAAUGUCAGGAUACGCACAGCAAGAUGCCCACGAAUUCUUCAUUACCGCACUCAACCAGAUUCAUGGGACAUGCCGUGGAUCGACAAACAUCUCGUGUAAUUGCAUCGUGCACCAGACAUUUGCAGGGCAGCUACAAAGCGAGGUAACCUGUGAGCGGUGUGGUAAUGUCACCCGCACCGUGGAUCCAAUGCUGGACAUCAGCCUCGAACUGAGAGAUCCGGGGAUAGAAAAGGAGAUCACCCUUGCUGGGUGCUUGCGCAGGUAUACGAAGCCCGAAAAACUGGGAAGAGAAUACAGCUGCACAAAAUGUGCUAAGGCAACGCACGAGGCAGUCAGGCGACUCAGCAUUCGCAAACUCCCACCUGUCCUGAGCUUCCAAUUCAAGCGCUUCGAGCACAAGACAGUCUCCAAAGGUGUGCCGCAGAAGAUCGACACGCCUGUACGGUUCCCCGUAGCGAUCAACAUGGCACCCUAUACCACUCUCGCAACGUCCAGCAACGGCGAAACCACAAGCAGGUAUCCAGGGCCGGAUGCGAUGUAUGAAUACGACCUUUUUGCAGUCAUCAAUCAUGAAGGCCAGAUGGAGAAUGGGCAUUAUACCAACUUCGCGCGGUUUCAGGACGAGUGGUAUCGUUUCGACGAUGAGAAGGUCACCCUCUCUAGUCUAGGCACUUGUCUGAACUCUAACGCCUAUAUGUGUUUCUACGUCAAACGUCACCUCGAUUAUAAGCCGUAUAUGAAGCCGACGUACCUCGUCGCCCGCGAGAACGACAUCGUACGGGAGCAGGAGCAGGAGAAAAUGCGUGAAUUGGCACGUAUGAAAGAGGUUGACGACGCCCUGAUGGCCACGAUCGCUGGAGACUGA
Messenger RNA from Pisolithus orientalis, 1656 nucleotides. RefSeq lists its product as uncharacterized. Bases 1 to 1656 code for a protein of 551 amino acids. NCBI's taxonomy places the organism in Eukaryota, Fungi, Basidiomycota, Agaricomycetes, Boletales, Pisolithaceae. The transcript is spliced from 12 exons. Gene Ontology annotation, molecular function: cysteine-type deubiquitinase activity; zinc ion binding. The record is from RefSeq and is a predicted model, not a curated record. Gene Ontology annotation, biological process: protein deubiquitination.